Molecule: messenger RNA, 2722 nt
Organism: Oryzias latipes (Japanese medaka)
Lineage: Eukaryota; Metazoa; Chordata; Actinopteri; Beloniformes; Adrianichthyidae
Source: RefSeq, a predicted model, not a curated record
GCUGACACCGGGGACCGUUUCCUUCACGAUGACGUCAGACAUCACCGCGGCGGUCGUGAAGCUCCUGAGCGACCACCACGGCAGUCUGGACCUCCAGCGGCUGGAGCAACAGCUCCGCCGCCGCGCGGGCUCCUUCCCCGCGUCCGAGCUGCGCGCCGCGCUGACGGACGAGGCUGUGGUCGCCGUCCGGGAGGGCAGGCGGCCCGCGGGCCGCGGCCAGCUGGUGGGCCCCGACAGCCUGCUGGUCCUGAAGACCCCGCUGCGGCUGUGCCAGGCGAAGAGCGGCGCGUGCGCGGGCGCGCGCUGCGAGCGCCUGCACCUGUGCAAGUAUUUCGUUUCCGGGAACUGCUCGUUCGGGCACUCGUGCAAAAACUCGCACAGCCUGGCCUCUCCACACAACGCUGUGCUGCUGCAGAGAUUCGGUCUGGAGGAACUGAGUCAGAAACAGCUGUUCCAGCUGCUGCUGCAGAACGACCCUUUCCUGCUUCCUGAGGUGUGCUCCCAUUACAACAUGGGCGACGGUCCCUUCGGCAACUGCAACUUCACCACCUCCUGCACGAAGCUGCACGUCUGCAGGCACCACCUCCAGGGGGACUGCCGGUUCGGCGGCUCCUGCAAAAGAGCUCACGUCCUGGACCAGCACGGACUGAAGCUGCUCCAAGGGUUGAGUCCGGAGAACACUCAGAACCUUCACCGCAUCUACAGGAACAAAUUCAUCAUCCUGAACCAGCAGAGUGCUGGAGUCGCAGGGAGUCUCUCCUCGUCUGCACCGAGGAAGAUCAGCAUCUCCGAGUCCACUCACAAGCCUCCUCAAACCCCCCCUGAACCCCCAACCACUCCUCCAAAGGCCGCGACCGAUGCUGAGGGCAACGAGAUCUGCCUCUUCUUUCUCUGCAGACACUGCAGCUUCAAAGAGAGGUGUGCCCGGGUCCACUGGCACCUGCCGUACCGGUGGCAGCAUUUAGCCGGCGAUGGCGUGACGUGGAAGGACAUAGAAAACAUGGAGGAGGUGGAGAAGGCCUACUGUGACCCGGCUCAGGACAACAGCUGCACGGAUCGACCAUCCGCCCUGAGCUUCUUCAGACUCAUGAGUCCUGCAUCAGAGGAGCACGUCGACUUCCUAACCAUGACCUUCAGAGGCGCUCCGGUCCGGCGUCUGUCCACCGCCUCCUGCGUGUCGAAGCCCCCCCACUUCAUUCUGACGACGCAGUGGCUUUGGUACUGGAAGGACGAGCGCGGCGCCUGGGCGGAGUACGGGAAGGGCGCCAACGGCGCCGGGAUCACUUCUCAAACCCUGGAGAAAAUGUACCUGGCCGACAGAGAGACGGCGGUUCCCUUCACCGCCGGAAAGUUCCAGUACGUUCUCCACUUUGAAGAGGAGAAACGGAUGCACCAGCAGAACCUGAAGAGCCAAACCCAGAGAGACGUGAGGAGGAGGCCUCGCUUCGUGUCCGCUCAUGACGUGGAAACGAUGCGCAGCAGCGGCUCCUCAAGCAUGUCCUGCCCCUCCUUGGCUGAAAAUCUGCCCUCACACUGGGACAAAAGUGCCCUCCCUGACUUUGGGUUUAAGCUUGUGACCCUCACCAGUUCAGCCCAGGACUACGUUAAUAUUGAGAAACUAUUCAGAACCACCAUGUCCACCAGUACCAUAAAGAGCAUCCAGCGGGUCCAGAACCCUUCUCUCUGGAAAGUCUUUCAGUGGCAGAAGGAGCAGAUGCAGGGGAGGAACGGAGGGAAGCCGGUGGACCAGCGGUACCUGUUCCACGGCACGGACCGGACCCUGAUCCAAGCUAUUUGCGAGCAGAACUUUGACUGGAGGGUUUGUGGCGUCCACGGAACGGCCUACGGCAAAGGGAGCUACUUUGCCAGAGACGCCUCCUUCUCCAACAGAUACGCCAAGGCCGGAGGCGGCUUGACCAAGGUGAUGUUCGUGGCUCUGGUCCUGGUGGGGGAAUACACUCAAGGACAGGGCAGCUACGUCCGGCCCCCGCCCAAGAGGGGCAGCGGAGAUCUGUAUGACAGCUGCGUGGACCGUGAGAGAGACCCCACCAUCUUUGUUGUGUUUGAAAAGCAGCAGAUCUAUCCAGAGUACAUCAUCAAGUACGUAUAGAGGAAACUGGUUUGGAUUUUUUAAGGAGGGGGGGGGGCUCUGACUUUGAAUGGUGAUAAGGGAGAGAUCUCCUAAAAAAACAAACACGUGAACUUUAACCUCGGUGUGAAGCGUUUCAGAGCAAAGAGUUCGUCUGCACCGCUUUACCCUCUGAUUUCUACGUCACAUCAACCAGCUUCACCCUAAACUCUGACUUCUUUCCUGAAGUUGGGCUUUAAUUGGUUUAGAUUUAACGGUUUGUUCUGUGGGACUUCACUGUUGGAGGUACUUAAUUUGUUUCUUCUCCUUCUGAAACCUUUUUUUGUUUAGUGGCAGAAGGCUCUCGUUGUAAAAGAUGCCGUUUUUGGGUCAUAAUUCACAUAAACAUGAACGUCUGAAUUCUGAUCUAAAAGUAAACAAACUGCAAAGACAAGAAAUGUCAUAAAAACAAGAAUUGAUUGCAGGUCAUUAGCAUUAAAACACCAAAAAUAGAGGAUUUGUUUUUGUUUGUUUGUUUGUUUUUAGAGAUUCUUUGUUCAAAUAAUGUAGAAUAUAAUAUUUUAUCUUUUAAAGUUAAAUUGAUCCAUCUGGAGAGAUUUGUUGCAAAAGUUGACACACAUUUAAUAAAAUAUU